CCCAGGACGACCAGCUGGAUCUGUUCUCAGAGCAGCCACAGCAGAAACUGGGAAACAUGGUUCCAACACAGCGGAAAUCCCAACUUUGUCUCCUGCUGCUGGGGCUCUUGGGAAUGACAAUCUGGGUCCAUGCCCCACCUCCUGGUAUAACCCCAGCUCAGUGGUUUGUAAUUCAGCACAUUAAUAUGACCAGCAAUCUAUGCGACCUCGCAAUGCGGGCCAUUAACCGCUAUAAUCUUCCUCCAAGGAUAUGCAAAAACGAAAAUACUUUUCUCAAGACUACAUUACCUGUUGUAGCUAAUCUUUGUCGUACCCAUAAUAUACCCUGUUUUAGACAAGGCCAUAAUUGUCAUAGGAGCUCAGAUGCAGUGAAUGUUACCUACUGCAAUGCCACAGGACAGGCUCCAACUUACUUGCAGUGCCAUUACCAGCAAUAUUCCAUGGUGAAGAACUACAGCAUUGCCUGUGACACGACAAAUGUUCCAGUUCACUUUGAUAGAUUCUACUAAACCUGGGUCAGCCCUCUGUGCCAAGCUUCUAAGCCAGCCCUGCGGUCACAGCCAUGGUCCCAGACCACCAUCCAUCCUGGAUAUCAGCAUCAGCCCUCACCAUCAGCUCACAACCCC
Messenger RNA from Artibeus jamaicensis (Jamaican fruit-eating bat), 626 nucleotides. Its product is annotated as non-secretory ribonuclease-like. Bases 57 to 509 code for a protein of 150 amino acids. NCBI's taxonomy places the organism in Eukaryota, Metazoa, Chordata, Mammalia, Chiroptera, Phyllostomidae. The record is from RefSeq and is a predicted model, not a curated record. Gene Ontology annotation, molecular function: nucleic acid binding; RNA nuclease activity. Gene Ontology annotation, biological process: chemotaxis; innate immune response in mucosa. The transcript is spliced from 2 exons.